Messenger RNA from Metopolophium dirhodum (rose-grain aphid), 1864 nucleotides. It is a transcript of the gene Hsdl2, whose product is annotated as hydroxysteroid dehydrogenase-like protein 2. The transcript is spliced from 10 exons. The record is from RefSeq and is a predicted model, not a curated record. Gene Ontology annotation, cellular component: mitochondrion. Lineage: Eukaryota; Metazoa; Arthropoda; Insecta; Hemiptera; Aphididae. The coding region runs from base 440 to 1678 and encodes 412 amino acids.
AAAUCACAAUCUAAUGUUACUAUUUCCUAUUUCGUAUUAUAUGUGUCUAUAUAUGUAAUUGUAAUACUACAAUUAUUAUAGGUAUUGUUUAUAUAAUCAAUGGUAUUAGGUAAUAAUGUUGUUAUAAACUAUAAAUGCUACGAGCUACAAGGCUACAAGCCUACUAUUUACUAUUUAGUACAGUUGUUUUUAUGCAACAAGUGGAGAUUGGAGUAUCUUUGUUUUAGUUUUUGCUACACAAAUAACAAUGUCUGUUCAUAUGAGGAUAUAAUAUUUGUAUUUUGUAGGUCAUUGUCAUUGGACGCUGAUCACCUAAUUUCAGACAAAUUCAAAUACAGUAUAUUGUUGAAUCAUUGUGCUGACACGCAAGUACACAAGUCUUGAGCUCUAAUACUAUAGCUAAAAAUAUUUUAAAAACAUAACCAUCUUCUACAUUAUAAUGUUGAACACAGGAAAAUUAUCUGGACUGACUUUGUUCAUUACUGGAGGUAGUCGGGGUAUUGGCAAGGCAAUAGCCUUAAAAGCAGCUAGGGAUGGUGCUAACAUUGUUAUUGCUGCCAAAACUGCUGAGCCACAUCCAAAAUUACCAGGAACUAUAUACACAGCUGCUAAAGAAAUUGAAGAAGCCGGAGGAAAAUGUUUACCAUGUGUAGUUGAUGUAAGAGAUGAAAGUCAAAUAUCAGAUGCUGUUAAUAAAUCAAUUAGUAAAUUUGGAGGUAUCGAUAUAGUUGUUAACAAUGCAAGUGCGAUUUCAUUGACUCCUACAUUAGAUACAGAGAUGAAGAGAUAUGAUUUGAUGCAUAAUAUCAACACAAGAGGAACAUUUUUAGUGUCAAAGAUGUGUAUACCUCAUCUGAGAAAAAGCAAACAUGCACAUAUCUUAAACAUUAGUCCUCCAUUAAACAUGAAUCCUAAUUGGUUUAGAGACCAUGUUGCUUAUACAAUGGCUAAAUAUGGAAUGUCAAUGUGUGUGUUAGGAAUGGCUGCUGAGCUUAAAUCAGAUAAUAUUGCUGUGAAUGCUCUAUGGCCAAGAACUGCAAUAUACACUGCGGCUGUUGAAAUGUUAUCUGGAUCUACUGAAGCAAAAAAGUUAUCUCGUAACCCAGAAAUUAUGGCAGAUGCCGCUUAUGCUGUACUUAGUAGGUCUGUUCAAAAUUGUACUGGACAGUUUCUAGUCGACGAUGAAGUAUUACGACAAGAAGGAAUCACUGAUUUUGACCAAUAUGCCAGUGAUCCAACCUAUAAAGGAGAUUUAAUGAUGGACUUCUUCUUGGAUGAAUCACCUCAUGAUGGUUUCAAUCAAGGAAAAGAAAAAUCUCAAAAAGCUAAAAAAUUAGAUGGAAAAGAUAAUAUUGAGGGUAUAUUCACAAAAAUCAAUUCACAUCUGACUCCAGAAAUAGCCAAAGGAACAAAUGCCUGUUUCUUAUUUGUAGUAAAAGGAGACGAGGAUAGAACUUACUAUGUAGAUCUAACUGGAAAUGGUGCAGCUGGAAAAGGUAAACCAACUACAAAACCAGAUGCCACUUUAACCAUGGAAGCUGAUAAAAUAGAAGAAUUAUUUGAUGGAAAGCUAAAAGCUGGCGACGCUUAUAUGUCUGGAAAACUUAAGAUCAGCGGCAGUUUAAUGAAAGCAAUGAAAUUGGAGAAACUUAUGAAAUUAUUAAAAGCUAAAUAUUAAGUUUUUUAAUCAUGUAAAAAGUAUGUAUACCACUUUUGAGGAAUUGAUUUGUAUUUCAACUUAAUGUUAUGUUGAGAAAAAAAACUUGUGGUAUUAUUAAACAGUUAAAAAAUAACCAUCGUUUCACCUAAUUUCAAUAUUUUUAUAAUCGUGUGCUUUUUUAUAAAAUAAAUAUAUGUCAAGUUA